Messenger RNA from Oryctolagus cuniculus (rabbit), 1287 nucleotides. NCBI's taxonomy places the organism in Eukaryota, Metazoa, Chordata, Mammalia, Lagomorpha, Leporidae. The record is from RefSeq and is a predicted model, not a curated record.
UUCUCCCCGCGAUUAGCCAGUAGACAGUUUCCAUGGUAACUGACACCGCACUCACUUUCCAGCCCUCAGGACAAUCCUGCUGGUCCCAACUUUGGCGAGACGGCACCCAUGGCCCCUUAGCAACGGUCACCGUGGAGGCGGAAGGAGCCGCCCUCUCCGGCGGAUUGGCUGCAUCCAGCGUCUCUCCGGUGUAGAUUGGCUGAAGCGUCGCUAGGGGGCCGGGCCUUGGCGAGAGCUGCUGGAGACCCAGACCGCCGGCGGCGCGAGGGAGCAACGGCAUCGGUCAGCCAGACGUCCAGCCGACCCCAGCCGGAGCUUGAACAGAAGGAUCUCAGCCCCGGGGGUGGAUCCGGUGCAGAUGGAAAUGGGUGUGCCGACCGAGUCGGUCGCGGCGGCCGACGAAGAUCCCGCAGCCAACUUGUUCCCGCCGCCGCUGCCCCAGCCCCGGAUCUGCAUGUGGAAGUACCUGGACAUCCACUCCAUGCAGCAGCUGGAGAAGACAGCGAGCACGGAAGAGACGAGGCAGCUGCUGGCUGAGCUGCUGGGGCUAAGCCAGCCUUCGCAGAGCCUGCGGGAUGCCAUCGUCCUCGAUCUCUUCCACCACGCACUCAUCUUCUGCCGCCAGCAGGGCUUCUCGCUAGAGCAGACGUCCACGGUGUGUGCCCUGCUCCAGGAUCUGCACAAGGCCUGCACUGCAACCCCCCUGGGCAACGUGGAGGAAUGCUACCGCUACUUCAGCAGUCUCCUCUUCUGCCAUGGCAUCAGGCGGCCCCCCUUCAGCAUCGACCUCUUUAAGGAGGAGCAGCUGCUGGCCGUGGCGGACUACGUGGUCAACACGUACUUCCGCCACUUCAAGCUCUACAAAUAUGCCUUUACACCCCAGGUACCGGCCAUGGGCUGUGCGAAGCCACCCUGCUCUCCCCAGCCCGGCCUCACAGCCUCCUCUUCCCGUCUCUGCCCAGAGAAAGAGAGUGAGGAGGCAGAGGAGCAGGCAGCCAUCCCGCAGGAGGAGGAGCUGGAGACAGAGGCCCAGCCAGAGCAAGAGCCCAGCCAGGCCUCCGUCCUCCGCACCUACAUUAAGACCCAGCUGAGCAGGGAGCUGGGGCAGCUCCAACAGCUGGUGGAAGAGCGGCUCAAGGCCAGCGAGGACAGGCUCAACAGCAAGCUGACCAUGCUGGAACGGCCCUUCCAGCCGCCUCCCGGCAAAGGCAAAAAUAAAACUAAGUGAGCUCCCAGCUUUUUUGAUUCCCGCAAUAAAGGCCAGAGCAGCCCCGUGCCUUGCCCAUC